Plodia interpunctella (Indianmeal moth) is the source of this 2184-nucleotide messenger RNA. RefSeq lists its product as uncharacterized. Bases 340 to 1305 code for a protein of 321 amino acids. Gene Ontology annotation, biological process: negative regulation of corticotropin secretion; negative regulation of corticotropin-releasing hormone receptor activity; hormone-mediated signaling pathway. NCBI's taxonomy places the organism in Eukaryota, Metazoa, Arthropoda, Insecta, Lepidoptera, Pyralidae. The transcript has 7 exons. The record is from RefSeq and is a predicted model, not a curated record. Gene Ontology annotation, molecular function: corticotropin-releasing hormone binding.
GUUAAAUCGCAUUCUUUGAGCCUGAAACACAUUUCUAGAACUAAAUUUAAAAGGCUGACAUUUCUUGGUCAAAAAAUGAGAAGAAAAAUAGUUUGUAGAUCUUACGACUUAGUUCUAACGAACAUUUAAUUAAGAUCAAGUAAAAGCGGAAGUGAUAAGUGCGUAGGAAAAAGUAGGUAAAAGAGCGCAGAAAGGUUGCGCAGUAACUUAUCGUAGCCCUAUAAAGGAAUGGGCAUAGUCACUCUCCCCAUUCACAAGUUACCGCCUGCCGACGUCACUGCCAUAGCUGGCGACACUGAAACAGGACACAGUGCAGUGAUUUAGUGACAUUUUCCCAACAUGAGGGCAGUUUUUUGCAUAGUUGUGAUUGUUUUAGCCUGUGACGGCAUCACCAGCCUGAUUUUGCCAGGUAGAGACUAUGGCAGACUUAGAAAUACAGCACCAGUCUCGUGGUAUUCGCGAGUGAGACGACUGUCGAGGCCCUCGCAUCGAAUCAUAGAUCCCACAGAAGAUUGUUUUUUGGUGACGUCAGAGGAAGGGGAGUUAUUUUUCAAGGCCCCAUCGGAUGAGCCUUCUGUGUGCGGUAUAUAUAUGAUAGCAGAGCCCGACAAGCGGAUUCAGGUGACGUUUAAUUACCUCGACGUGCCGUGCGACAAUGGGGGUCUCGUUGCGUGGAUAGACGGCUGGGAGCUGAACGGUCAGGUCUGGCCGGCUGAUUCUUGGGACGAUGACAGAGUGGUGGAGUCCUGCGACAGCAGACCACAAAGAAGACUCGUGUCGCGACAAAACGCAGCUCUUAUCCAGUACCGAGUGCCUGCCCAGGGGAAAGGAUUUUCUGUUACUAUACGACAUUUGAAGAAUGCUAGGCCAUGUAACGUGAUGCUGUUCGGAGCUGAAGGUGUGUACACACUGCGGAACCACGGCGAGACCAGCAACUGCUCAGUCAUAGGAGUGUCUCCAGCCGUUGUGAGGGUCAUCGACCUGAACGUUGGACAGACUGUCAAGAAUCGCAACCUGGAGAUCGAGACAGGCACCAUACAUCAUUGUACAAAGCGGGGCUUGCCUGAUUACGUGGAAAUAGGGGGCGCCAGUGGGCUGGAUCACACGAAAAUGGAGGUGCUGGACACUGUGUGCGGACUCGACUCAAAUGAAGGUCGGCGCCCAGCAUUUAUAGCAUGUGAAGAUACAGUUGCAAGGCUUAUUUCAAGUGGGAGAUUCUACAACUCAGUUACUGUGGCCUUCGCACCCCUUCCCCAGGAGGAUAUUGAGCACGCCGACUUGAUUUGCGGAAUGAGCAAUGUCUAAAUUGACGACAUACUGGUACCAAAGCAAUGUCUGUAAAGCUUUUAUGUCACACAAAAUUAUUUGCUAGCAUUACGUUAAUUUAUUUUGUGAAUCAAUUUUAGGUAAUGGAAAAUAUAUAUUGUAAUCUAAAUAUUAAAUUAUAAGCAUUGCUAGUUAAAUAUUACGUACGUUUCUUUUGAUCUUUGCACAUUAAUCUCGGAAAAUUCAGUUCUGAAUCUGUAGUUGAAGAUUACAUACACGAAUGUGUUCGAAAAUUAAACUAAAUUAUUUGAAUUCUUGAUUUGAAAUGUCGUAUGUUUCAGUGACUAGAGACCGUACCUAUAUUAUUGGCUUUCGGUGACGAAAUUAAGUGACAAUGCCGCUUCUAUGUAAUUAAAUAUUGAUUUACAAUAUCUGUGGCGUUAAGGAAUUUAUCUUAGAAUAACAUAAGAAUAUAAGUAUUAUAAUAUUUAAUAAAUUUCAUUGUAAUUUUACUUGUACCUAUUAUUAAAAUUGUCUGGGAAUGCCGAUACAUUCCCAGAUUAAAGAUUUAUUUGUCCUACAAAUUUUGUAAAUGCGAAAGUUAUGUGUGAGGAUGUGAGAAUAUUUUUUUUUAAUUUCUAUUAUAUUUGGAGCAUGGAUAAAAAAUAACCUAAAAUAUCACACGAAUACUUUUUUAAAUAAAGCUUUUCCCAGGGCACAGCAAGUAAACACAUAAUCAUGAGUCAUCUGUAAGUACUUAUUAACGCAUAGGUAUUAUUUUUACAUAUUUAUUACCUGCUACAGUAUUAAUGUCGAAACUUAGAAAUUAUAGAAGAAUAUUGUGUCAUCAAUAUUUUUAUCUAGUCAUAUACGAAGCAUUAGAUGAUUAUGAAAUCGUAACCUGUCAAUAUAUUAAAA